This is a messenger RNA of Papaver somniferum (opium poppy), 1866 nucleotides long. Its product is annotated as RNA polymerase II C-terminal domain phosphatase-like 4. The transcript is spliced from 9 exons. NCBI's taxonomy places the organism in Eukaryota, Viridiplantae, Streptophyta, Magnoliopsida, Ranunculales, Papaveraceae. Gene Ontology annotation, molecular function: RNA polymerase II CTD heptapeptide repeat phosphatase activity. The record is from RefSeq and is a predicted model, not a curated record. Gene Ontology annotation, cellular component: nucleus. Bases 322 to 1740 code for a protein of 472 amino acids.
GAAAAAAAAAAGAGAGAUAAAUAAGAUUUCUCUGUCUUAAGACUCUAAACUCGGCUCAACUCUCAGCGUUCCCGCCUCUAUUAAGUAGCAAAUCAAAAGCCGUCCUUCUUCACCAUCCCCUCUUCUUCAUCUGUUAACGCACUUCUGUCGCCUUCUUUCCUGAGCUCUCUCUAUUAUUUUCUUCCUCCGACCCUGAAGAUCUCUUUCGGUGAAACUCGCACUAAUCUGAUUUUCAAUUUUCAAACCACUUACGAAACCCUAAUUUCUCAGUAACAAGGCAGGUUGUUGUUUUGGUGAAUUAGUUUUAGCGAGGGUCUGACCAUGAGUGUGGAUGGUGAUUCUUCUCCGUUGAGUUCUUCUGGUAGUGAUGAUUUUGCUGCAUUGCUUAAUGAAGAACUAGCGGGGAUUUCUUCUGAUGAAUCAUUGGAGGAGGAGGCAGAUGAAACAGACCAAGACCAUGAUGGAGAAGAAGAAGAAGUUUAUGAAGAACUAAAUGUAGAAGAUGCUGAUUUUGCACCAAAGAGGAGUAAAAGGCAAAGGUUGGAUAUGUUGGACGAUGACGAGGGGCUGCAUUGCUCAACUUCUCUAGAACCAGUUUCACAAAGCUCAGAUGUAUCUGUCCAGUUGGAAAUAUGUGCACAUCCAUCACUUAUUAAAGGAAUGUGUGUAAAAUGUGGGCGGAUGGUGGAUGAUGUUUCUGCCGUAGCACUUGGGUACAUACAUAAAGAUUUAAAAGUCGGCAGUGAUGAACUUGCCAGAUUACGUAAUAAGGAUCUCAAGUCCUUGUUCCGCAAGAAAAAACUAUACUUGGUCCUUGACUUAGAUCAUACUCUACUUAAUUCAACACAUUUUCAACAUAUCUCACCUGACGAGGAAUAUCUAAAGAGCCAAACAGAUUCACUUCAAGAUCUUCCAAAUGGGAACCUUUUUCAAUUGGACUCAAUGCGCAUGUUUACGAAGCUGAGGCCCUUUGUACGGACUUUUUUGAAAGAAGCCAGUAACAUGUUUGAGAUGUAUGUAUACACCAUGGGAGAACGCCCUUAUGCAAUGGAAAUGGCACGGCUACUUGAUCCUGGAAAGAUCUACUUCGACUCGAGAGUUAUUUCACAAGCUGAUUGCACCCAGAAACAUCAGAAAGGUCUUGAUGUGGUGCUGGGAGCAGAGAGUGCUGUAAUUAUCCUCGAUGACACGGAGUAUGUCUGGCGGCAGCAUAAAGAAAACCUUAUCCUCAUGGAUAGGUAUCAUUACUUUUCUUCAAGCGGGCGGUCAUUUAACUUGAACAACAGGUCCCUCGCAGAAUUAAAGAGGGAUGAGAGCGAGCCUGAUGGUGCACUUGCAACCAUUCUCGAAGUUCUUAAGCGUAUACAUCAGCUGUUUUUUGACUUGGAGCAGGAUGAUGAUCUCAUGAGGAGAGACGUCAGACAGGUGCUGAAGACAGUUCGUAGUGAAGUUUUGAAGGGAUGCAAGUUGGUUUUCAGCCGUGUUUGGAAGAUCGGAGAGCAGGUUGAGAACCAGAGACUUUGGGAGGUUGCAGAGGAGUUGGGAGCCAUCUGCUGUAAAGAGCUCGAUGCAUCUGUCACCCAUGUUGUUUCAACUGAUAUGGGGACAGAAAAAUCUCGUUGGGCUGUGAAGUAUAAGAAAUUUUUGGUUAACCCAAGUUGGAUCGAGGCUGCCAAUUUCUUAUGGCAACGUCAACCUGAAGAUAGUUUUGCUGUAAAUGACAGUAAGAAAGAACACUAAACUUGGGCUUCAUUUAUAUUUUGAGCAAAUGCAGUAUGCGAUCAUUGGUACAUUCAUAUCAAAUGAACACGACACAAGUAACUUUGGUUGCAGGCGUACAUUAAUCAAUGUUUACUACUUGUCCUU